Molecule: messenger RNA, 2087 nt
Organism: Cyprinodon variegatus (sheepshead minnow)
Lineage: Eukaryota; Metazoa; Chordata; Actinopteri; Cyprinodontiformes; Cyprinodontidae
Product: poly [ADP-ribose] polymerase 9-like
Exons: 5
Coding region: 6-1811 (601 amino acids)
Biological process (GO): positive regulation of type II interferon-mediated signaling pathway; negative regulation of gene expression
Cellular component (GO): cytoplasm; nucleus
Molecular function (GO): transcription corepressor activity; ubiquitin-like protein ligase binding
Source: RefSeq, a predicted model, not a curated record
AAACGAUGGCCAGUAAACUAGAGAUUCCUCUUCAUGAAGAGAUGUUUACAAUAAUGAGACAACAUGGAGCCAAUCUGGGCAACAUCCUGGACACUAAAUUCAGAUGUGUUGCUGCUGUUUGGGGUGUAAAGCUGGAGAAUCAGAGCAGCACUCUAUACCAGAGAGGACCAUCAACCAUUUUUGCAGAGAUGAGGCUUGAAAUCAUGAUGCCUUCAGGUGUAAAGGUGUCUGUAUGGAAGGCUGAUCUCACCACCUUCCCUAGCGUUGCUGUUGUGAAUGCAGCUAAUGAAAAGUUACAGCACUAUGGAGGCCUUGCUCGAGCUCUGUCCUCUGCUGGUGGUCCUCAAAUUCAAAAGGAAAGUAAUGAUUAUAUUAAAAAGUAUGUAAAAUUAGAAACAGGGGAGGCAGUUGUUUUUGAUGCAGGGCUACUACCAUGCAAAAAGAUCAUUCAUGCUGUGGGUCCAGAGCUGCCAUACAAACCUACAAAGAACGAUGUGUCAAAAGCGAGGACAUUUUUGAAGAAAACUAUCUUGAGCAUUCUUAACGAAGUUGAAGAACACGGUCUGGGGAAUGUUGCCAUUCCUGCCAUAAGCUCUGGAUUGUUCAACUACCCACUGCCAGAAUGUGCCUACACCAUAGUGUCUACUGUUAAAAAGUACUAUGAGUGCAAACGUGUUGCUCAAGAGGUCUUCCUUGUGAACCAUGAUGAACCCACAGUGCAGGCCAUGGAGACAGCAUGCCAUCAGAUAUUCAGGCCUCAACGGAAUCAUGAAAAUGCCUUUAAAGAAGAAAAGGUAAACUUCCGGAAAGGAUCACAACAUUUGAGCUCUCCACAUACAUCUGGGCGUAAAGCUGAUUCCUACAUUAGGAGAGCUUCAACUCCACACCUCAUCCUGCUUGGUCCGUCUGAUGAGUCAACACACGAGGCUGAGAAGUGGCUCAAUUGUCUUCUCUCAAUGCAAUCUCACACCAUUACGAUCUACAACAACUUUAUCUCACACUUCAGGAUGGAAGACCAUCUCAGGCUAGGGUCAUCAAAAGGGUUGUUAAUGAAAAAGUACUUGAUUCAAGGUCAUGCAUGUAUAGAAUUAACCUCAAAGACAAAGGAAGAGACUGUUCUUGCUGCUCUGGAGGUGGAGGCCAUGCUCUGUAAAAUCCAGAAGGAGUUCGUCUCAGAGGAAGAAGGUGACCUGCAGAUGUUGUCUCAAACAGAGCUAUCCUGUAAAAGGGAAGCAAUUGAAAAGUCAAGUAAAGAAUUCUUGGAUCGAUCUGCUGUGUUCGGCAUUCACGGGCUCAGAGUAAUGAAGGUGGAAAAACUGGAGAACAAUCCUCUGAAGUUGAUGUUCGACCUGAAGAAAAAGCAGCUUGGCAGUUCAUCUUCUAGAACCAUGUUUCAGUGCAUCCCAGCACAGUUCUGUGAGAUGAUCAGUAGGAUUGGGUUCCAGGCUGAGUGUUCACCGCCUGAAGAUCCAAAGAAUGUGGGGAUCUAUUUUGCUGGAAAUGUGAAGAAAGCCCUGGAGAUGUGGAAGAAGGGAAAUGAAGAGUACCUGUACUUUGUGGAGGCUGAAGUGGUGACAGGAAAAUCAGCCUCUGGUUACCCAGGAAACCCAAUGCCUCGUCCAGCUGAAAAAGAGCCUAAAUUUAUCCAUGACAGUGUGGAUGCAGGCCCCGAUGUAUCCGUUAUCCUCAGUGGGUAUCAAGCUUUACCGAUGUACAUCAUUAUCUGUAAAAUGGAUCCAAUAAUUCACAACAGGAGGCAGGACUGUACGAUCCGUGACUCUCAUCGUCAGAAUUACCCAUAUGCAGUUUAACCUGAUAAAUUUUAGUUAUCAGGUAAAACUGUUCACUGGAGAGUUUAAUCAGUGGCUUCAUGUGUUUCACAGACUACAAAAUAAGAAAAACAGAGAGAGCGUCGUUUGGAGUCUUUGUGUCACAUUCCUAAUUAUCUGAUUGGUUCUAACAUGAUGAGACUGACCCUGUUAAUCCCGCCUUUUAAAAUCAAGCUGUACCAGCACUUUAGCAGACUGAUACGAUGCAUACACAACAAAUCAGUCUACAUUUGUUCACUGUUAAAUAUAAGAAUCAGA